CGCGCUCUCCCAGCAACACGGUCCGACGAGAUGCCGCAUUUUCUUUGAUUCCUUGCAGGAAUCUUCCGUCGAAUUCGACGCUUUGAUUCGCCGCAAUCUCUCUCUCUUGGAGUCGUGAUCCGCCCUCGUUCGAUGAGCUCGACUCGUUCAUGCUAUGAUAUCUUGUUAAUCCGAAGGAGGAGGAUGCGUCUUUGUAGCUCCCUACUGAAGAACUGUUGUUCCCUUUUGUUUCUUUUACUUUGAUUUGGUUGCGAGGCUUCAGAUAUUCCCGGCUCUGCUUCGUUUAGUUCCCAUUCGUCGCAUCGAAGUUUCUACUUGUGAUUGCGUUCGUCUCUCUUUCGUGCACCCUGCCAUCGUUCCGAUGGGCCCUUUUCCUUUUCUUUCCUCAAUAUGUUGUCUCUUCCCCUCUUCAUCGAUGAACUCGGCUCUUUCAUGCUCUGACAUCUCGUUAUUCUGAAGGAAAAAUUGGGUCUCUGUAGCUCCUUUUACUGUUGGUAGUUGUUUUGGUCGUAAAGCUUCAGCAUUCCCGAUACUGUUUCGUUAUAUUCCAUUCAUUACAGCGAAAUUUGUUCUCGCUGAUUUCUUGAUCUUUGCUGCGGACCAAUUUCCCUUUUAUUGCUGUUCUAUCUGUUGACUCACAGCUUCCCAAGUUCGCAAUGUUGUACGUUUUAUUGGCUUUAUGACCUGGAAAAACCUUCCUUUGCUCCAAUCUUGUAGUUAGAUUGCCAUUGCGAAAUCAAAGCACUAACUUUCUUUUUAAACAUCCUUUUUCUACAAAUUUGGCUGAUUUAGGAAGUGUUCUCAAUUCUAUUUUUUGCUUGGUUGCAUUAGCCCUUUCGAGCUUGUAACUUCCUUUCCAAGUUUUCACUAAUCUUGCCAACUUUCUUGACAUUCUCUUCAACCAUGGAUCCUAAUCUGAACCCAGUGAAAGAGGAACAUCAGGAGUUCUCUGAUGCAUCCGCCUCUUCUACCGAUGUCGCCAUGGAUCCUCCUAAGCCAUUGGAUGGACUGCACGAUGUUGGUCCACCGCCUUUCCUUAUGAAGACUUACGAGAUAGUUGAUGACCCCAGCACCGAUCAAGUUGUGUCAUGGAGCCCGAGGAACAACAGCUUUGUGGUCUGGAACCCUCACGCAUUCGCGAUGACUCUGCUCCCAAGAUACUUCAAGCACAACAACUUCUCCAGCUUUGUCCGACAACUGAAUACCUAUGGUUUCAGGAAGGUGGAUCCAGAUAGAUGGGAAUUUGCUAAUGAGGGGUUUCUCAGAGGCCAAAGGCACCUCCUCAAGACCAUAAAGAGGAGAAAGCAAGUCGCUUAUCCUCCUUUGCAGCAGCAGCCUCUCUCUUCCUUUCUUGAGGUGGGAGAAUUUGGGUUGGAAGGGGAAAUCAACAGGUUAAAACGUGACAAGCAAUUGUUAUUGACAGAACUCGUGAAGCUGAGACAGGAGCAGCAGAACACAAGAAACCAUCUCAAAGAUAUGGAAGAGAAGGUACUUGCAACAGAACAGAGACAGCAGCAAAUGAUGACAUUCUUAGCCCGGUUUAUGCGGAACCCCAGCUUCCUACAGCAGUUAGUUGAGCAAAAAGAGAGGAUUAAAGAGCUUGAAGAGGCCAUUUCUAAGAAACGAAGACGACCGAUAGAUAGAGCUCCUGAGAAUGAUGAUGUGGGCACAAGUGGAAACCCAAAACUGAAUAUUUCUACUAAAAUUGAAGCCGAGGAUAUACAUGACUUCCAUGUGGAGGAGGUCUCAAGUUUGGGUAGUCUGGCUCGAGAGAUACAGGAACUGGUCGACGAGAACAAUCAAGAACAGUUUGAGCUGCAAGAUGUCAAAUCAGAUGGGGAGCUGAACGAUGAAUUUUGGGACGACUUGCUAAAUGAAGGGAUCGAUGGUGAGAAAGGUAGAUUUGAAACUGAGUCUGGAGGUAACGAGGUUGUGAAUAUGUUGGCUGACAAAUUAGGCUUUCUUAGUUCCACCAAUCCCAGAUAGGGUGGCAAUUCAAUAGUUCGUAUCUUGGUUGGAGUCUUUCUACCUUCCCUGCAUUGGUUCAAUUAAUCUAAAGACACCCUUCAGCACAUCAUUUUCUCAUUUCCUACAUGGUGAUAUGGUUCAUGUUGUACAUCAGAAUAUGGAAAUUUAGGCCCAAAUUUCUUACAUGGAAUGUAUUUUAUUGAACCAUUCAUCAUGAUGCCGCAUCACAUCAUCUUUGGGGUCUUCACAUGUACCAUUAUAUCAUGAAAUUCAAUUAUUUUGUUGCCGUAAUCUAGUCAGACCCCUUUCAUUGCAGUGCUAUUGAUUAAACAUGGGAGGAUCCUCCUCCCAUGUUUUGUCUGCUCCUAGUUGGCAAAAACUAAAUUCUGAUGGAAAUUGUGAUAUGUAUUUAUAGUUGUACUAGGGAAUCAAGGGAAAGAUCUUUCUUGUUUAA
This is a messenger RNA of Musa acuminata subsp. malaccensis (wild Malaysian banana), 2422 nucleotides long. NCBI's taxonomy places the organism in Eukaryota, Viridiplantae, Streptophyta, Magnoliopsida, Zingiberales, Musaceae. The record is from RefSeq and is a predicted model, not a curated record.